Messenger RNA from Sesamum indicum (sesame), 1928 nucleotides. RefSeq lists its product as uncharacterized. The record is from RefSeq and is a predicted model, not a curated record. Lineage: Eukaryota; Viridiplantae; Streptophyta; Magnoliopsida; Lamiales; Pedaliaceae.
GUUUUAUUACCUUUUUAUCCCAAAUCAGAUAAUACAACAUUCUUUUCCCCUGGAUGAUUGAUCUCUGUUUUAAGCUGAUACAGAUUGAAUUCGCAUUCCAAUACUGGAAAAGGUGAGUUCUUGACUAAUGUGAUUACCGGUUUUGAUUCUUUUGUGUGUGUUAAUGGUGAUUUACCUUGAUCUAAUCAUGCACAUCAUCGGAAUGUUCCUGAAUUCAUGGAUAAGGCAGAUUCGAAAGGAAAUGGGCAUUGGAUGUUUGGAGAUAGGAAUUAAAAUUGGGAAAGGUGUGAUCUUUACAAUCAUGGGGUGUUUUAGAUCAGUUUGCCAUCAUCCAUUCCUUGUGGGCACGCUGUGUUUGUUGAUAUUUGUGAGCAAAUCAUCUCCUUUUGUUUUCUCAUUGUUGGUGUCUGCCUCCCCUGUCCUUGUGUGCACUGCUGUUUUGCUCGGCACCUUUUUAAGUUUCGGGCAGCCAAACACACCUCAAAUUGAUACAGAAGAGAGAGAGAUCCAAGAAUCUGUAUCAAUAAAGACUAGAGUGCCAAGAAAUGCUACUGUUGGUGAGCAAAAUGAGAGCUAUUCUGUUGAGAGAGAUAGAGAGAAGAGAAGGGAUGAGAUGGAGCAGCCGAGUUUGUCAGCACGUAUGAUUGGUGAGGAAAGAUCAGCGGAAACUAAACUGGGAAAUGCUGAAAAUAUAGAAUCAUAUGAGGGGAAAUCAGAAGCAGAUUCUUUUGAUUCUGAGAUGGUGCACGUGGAUUUUCUUGAUACGCCUCCUCAUUCGCAAGAUGAGGACGAAGACGAAGACGAAGAUGGAGAUGAAGAUAACGACGAAGAUGAAGAUGAUGCUUUAGAUUCUGGUUCUGAUGAGCCCGACAUAGUGCUGCUGUUUGACGAGGUUCAUCCGCUUUUGGAAGACGAGGUGCCAAAUGAUGUUCAAGUUUCCCGUGAUGUCUCUGAUGAGGACUCCGACAAGUCUCUAGAAUACGUGUCCAGUAGUCAUGGAUCGCUUGAUGAAACUGAAAAUCAUGAAGCCUUAAAAAAAACAGUAGUUGUAAACCAUGACAUUGAUGACGAUGAAGACGAAGGAGGAGACAAGGACGAAGAGGCAAAGAAUGCCUUUACUUGGACCGAACAGGACCAAAAGAAUCUCAUGGAUUUGGGAAGUUCUGAAAUUGAAAGGAACCGACGGUUGGAGAAUGUGAUUCUGAGGAGGAGAGCAAGGAAACAUAUGAGUAUGAUAUCAGAAAUGAACUUGAUAGACUUGGAAACUUCUGAUCCUCCAAUCCAUGUUGCUCCCAUUUCCACCACAAGAACAAAUCCAUUUCUUGUUCCUCAUGAUUCUUAUGGUAUUCCAGGACUGCCUCCUGUUCCGGGCUCGGCUCCUUCUAUCUUAUUACAGAGAAGACUAGGGAUGAAUUCAGAGCCAAACUUAUGACACAGCAAUGGAGACAACCACUCUUUAGUUUUUGCACCCAACAAGCAAGAUGCCUACAUUCUUGAUUUCAAAUUGGUGUUAUAUAUUGCAUUCCGCUCAUAUAUACACACCACAUGUACUUGUAUACAAGGAAGUAUUUUACACACAGUACGCGUAUAAGGGAAGUGAACUAGUUGGUUUGAACUUCAAAAUUAGGUCCUACCGUUCGAGAAGGAGGCUUCAAGGUCAGGUUGAUCACCGUUUUCAGAGACGAUUAUAGUGAACUGAACAACUCCAAUGUAAGAACUUCUGUUCAUGAAAUAGAACAGAAGCUUGUAAAAGAUGAUGGUCCUCAAAAAACUCAGGUUUCAAUCUUGGGGGAGAAGGAAUUGUUUAGUUCAAUGACCUUAAAUUUCACUACGGGAUGUUGAAAGGUCACUAUGAAGAAAAAAUUGCAACACAACACUUAAACGUGACAAUGUAUUUCAACUUUGAAUAGCUUAGUGUUUAAAGAAUA